AUAUAUCAUGCUUGAGAAAUAAGAGUGUUGAUAUGAUAAUUGAGUGUGACUGAGAGGCUUAGAAGGAAGAGAGGUUGAAGUGAAGGAAGAAGCGAAGAGGUUGUUUGUUAAGGAGAGAAGAUUCAGAUUAGGGAUUAGGGUUUAGUUUCAGUUAAGGAAGCGAUGGAAGCGGCGGUGGUGGACGUCGGUUCUAAGCUUCUCAAAGCCGGUUUUGCAAUUCCCGACCAGACUCCGGCCAUGAUAAUUCCCACUAAAAUGAAACAACUGCUUGAUGAUGGAUCGGCCACUGAUAGCUCACUGGCUGAAAAUGUCACUGUUGAUCCAGUUGUGCGGGGAUUUAUUAGAGAUUGGGAUGCCAUUGAGGAUUUGUUGCAGCAUGUUUUAUAUACUGGUCUGGGAUGGGAAAUUGGCAAUGAAGGUCAAAUACUCUUUACAGAUCCACUUUGUACCCCAAAGGCCAACAAAGAACAGUUGGUGCAAUUAAUGUUUGAAACAUUCAACAUAUCAGGGUUUUAUGCUUCAGAACAAGCAGUGUUAUCACUGUAUGCUGUGGGACGUAUCUCAGGCUGCACUGUUGAUAUUGGACAUGGAAAAAUAGAUAUUGCACCAGUAAUUGAGGGUGCUGUUCACCAUAUUGCCUCAAGAAGAUUUGAAUUUGGAGGUAUUGAUCUAACUAAUUUCCUAGCUCAAGAACUAGGCAAGACCAAUCCAAAAGUAAAUAUCAGCCUGUCUGAUGUGGAGAAAAUGAAAGAGCAGUACUCAUGCUGUGCUGUAGAUGAGUUAGCUUAUCAAAAGACCCAAUAUUUGUGUCCUGUGGAGGAGCAUACCCUUCCUGAUGGACAGGUGAUAAGAAUUGGGAGAGAAAGAUUUACGGUCGGGGAAGCUUUAUUCCGGCCAUGUCUAUUGGGUUUAGAGGCUCAUGGCAUUGUUGAUCAGCUUGUCCGUGCUAUUUCAACUGUGUCAUCUGAUAAUCAACGACAGCUGCUGGAGAAUACGGUGGUUUGUGGUGCCACUUCAUCUAUGGCAGGUUUUGAAGAGAGAUUUCAAAAAGAAUCUAGCUUAAGUUCAUCUGCCGUUCAACCUACCCUUGUUAAGCCUCCAGAAUACAUGCCAGAAAAUUUAACCAUGUAUUCUGCAUGGGUGGGAGGUGCAAUACUUGCGAAAGUCGUUUUCCCUCAAAAUCAGCAUAUAACCAAGGCAGACUAUGAUGAAACCGGACCUUCCAUUAUUCACCGGAAAUGCUUCUGAAAUUAUUCAUCUCCAGGAUUUCAACAAUUGUUUAUUCCGCUGCUUGUACCGGUACUGUAACAUAUCGUAUCCUGUAGAUUUUAAAUGCUUGAUGUCCAUGUGCGUGUAUAUUGUAAAAGCUGUAGCAAUCUCCAUUAAGGCAAUCUUCUCACUUUUUCUCCCCUCCAAAAAAAUUCUUCUCACCAUCGUGAGUUCCUAAGUUGCAGUAGAAGAUUUCCAUGAAUACUUGUUCCUCAGAAAUGUAUAUAUGUGGAAGCUUGCAUAUCUUUUGCAAUGUGGAUAUCCUUGUAAAAUAUUCAUUUCUUUGUAACCUUGUAGGCUGUGGCUACUGGCUACAUCCCUUCUAGUAGAACCCCUUGUUCCUAUAAUAGUUUGUAUUUUAUGGAUUACUAACAUUCUCUUUAAUAAUGUUUUGCUAAAUAGUUUAAAAGGAAAUUAUAUGCAAGGCUUCUUUACAACUUUCCCAUCGUGACUGCAGUACCACAGCUGUUAUAACUUUACUAUGGUUUCAUGCAAUAAGUGCUGUAAAAUGAGAUUGUAAGAUUGGCUUGACUUGCACCUAAAAAUGCAUCCACGUCCCAAGCACUACCUUCUGCUACUAAUUUCUUAUUAGAUCUUGUCCAACCCAAUAUUUGAGGGCCCCUCCACAUCAUCUUAUACUCGUACAACCAGAAUGAAUUCGUUUCUCUUUAUUACUCAAUCCAUCGACCUUGCUUCGUUUUCUAACGUGUCUAUCACACCAUUGUAAAGUCUGGUUCUAGUAUUCUACCAAUAAAAAAGUAUUCCACAUUC
Messenger RNA from Vigna angularis (adzuki bean), 2040 nucleotides. RefSeq names its product actin-related protein 7. Lineage: Eukaryota; Viridiplantae; Streptophyta; Magnoliopsida; Fabales; Fabaceae. Gene Ontology annotation, biological process: anatomical structure morphogenesis. The transcript has 7 exons. Bases 163 to 1248 code for a protein of 361 amino acids. The record is from RefSeq and is a predicted model, not a curated record. Gene Ontology annotation, cellular component: nucleus.